UAUCGUUUUACCUUUGGAGUUGUUUGCAAAUGUAAAAAAGCAUUUUGCAAUGAAAACAACAUAUUUAGUUCUCAUUCAAUUUGUUAUUUACAUGUUCACUGAUAAGAUCUAAAAUCAAGACUAAAAUGCUGUUUAUCCAUGUAGUUUUGCAGUACAUAAUGUAUAGAUAAUUCGGACAUUAUCAAUUCGGAUAUCAUUGUUGUGCUUUAGGCAUGGACCUCUUUAAUUUAACAUCAAUAAUCUGUUUCUAAUUACUUAGACACAUACUUGGAUCAUUUAAUAUAGGAUCAUUUACAUUUAGCGUUUAAAAACCAAAUAUAUGUUAAAUAAAAUAUUAAGUACAAGUGUGUAUAGCCACAAUAAUGCGCGUUAAGGGAACUUUUUUAACAUUUGGACAUUCAUUUUGUUGCCCUUAACAUACAGUCCUCAAAAACAAUAAUUGUCAAAGACUCUGAAGUGGCUGUUUAUAUUUACUUUGGCGCAUCAGAACAUCCAUUGUGGCGUAACAGAUUAUUGAUGGUGAACAGCAUUCUGUUACCAAGGUGACCUACUCAAGAUGGGUCCAAAACGAAGACCAGGAAGACCACUUUCCCCAUUGAGCUGGAUGGAGAGGUUUGUCUACCUGAUUGUCACUGUGGCUUCAGUUAUAUUCAUCUGCUUCAGUGUCUAUAGAGACUCCCUCAAGUAUGAUGGGAUACUGAACCUGUAUGAUUUUGCCCCAGGGUGGGGCUGGCUUGGGCGGGAACAAGACAUCUCAAAUUUUGAAUGGCAUUUCUGGUUCUUGAAGUUUAUGGCCAUCUCUCCCUGGUACCUUGGACACAUCGCCCUUGGCAAGAUCAUGGAGCAACAUAGUCUUACAAGCAAGAAGUAUGUUUUCCUGGUCUAUGGGCUAGGUGCACUUCUAAAGCUGGUUGGCUGGCAGACUGUAGGCCUGUGUGUCGCCCACUCUACCAUCAUGUACAUUAUCAGCCAGAUUGGCCUAUCAGUACUUGUGUGGAUCACCUCCCUUGUGUUACUUUCAACACUCAACUUUGAAAUAUGCAUCACUUUUAUGAAGGGGCUGUUGGAGGAUGAUGAGGAGGAGACUUGGUACUACCUGCUAAUGUUUACACUGGCUCUCUCUAACAUCCGAGCGACAAGCUUCUGUCUUGAGGCUUGCUGGAACAGGAAGGUUGUGGGUGAGGAAGUUGCUGGCCAUGAGAAAGAGGAAACUAUAUGCCCAGCAGAAGAUCUUUACCAUGAAAUACCAAAACACUCUGAGCAUCAAGGUUGCACAACAGACCAACCCAAAUUCCAGUCUUCAAUAGGGGCCUCAGUCCCAAGGUCUUCAAGGGUGGCAGCAUCCAGCCUGUCUCAGCCUAUAGCAUAUAGCUAUACAGACAUGGUGUUCUAUGUCAUGUAUCUUCCACUGUUCUUCACAGGACCCAUUCUUACAUAUGAUCUCUUCAAAGCACAGAUAAACCAGUCACAAGCAAGUGAAUAUAAACCAAGAGUUGUGUACCUUUCCUUACACCUUCUCCGGUUCCUUUUCUGGGCUCUGUUCAACGAGAUGAUACUCCACUUCCUGUACUUUAACGCGAUCCAGAAUAGCCUCAGGGUGCUGAAGCAGGUGCCUCUGUUUACGUUGGCGGGUCUUGGGUUCUGUCAUGGGCAAUUCUUCAUGCUCAAGUAUCAUGUGAUGUUUGGCUACCCGGGAACCGUGGCCAAAUUUGAUGGGCUGCAGCCACCAGAUGGACCCAAGUGUAUCUCCUAUAUAUACCUGUACUCGGACAUGUGGAAGUAUUUUGACCGUGGGCUUUACAGUUUCUUAAAAAGGUACAUCUACAUACCAUGUGGCGGGUCAAAGGAAGGUUUCCAUCGACAAGUGAUUGGUUCCCUGCUUUGCUUCAUGUACAUUUUCUAUUGGCAUGGGGCCGAGUACUAUAUUCUGCUCUUCAUUCUUCUAAACUACGUGGGCAUCUCCUUGGAAAGGAUUGGUUCCCUGUUGUGUACAAUACCUACCUUCAAACAUUUAGAGACAUCUGUGCUGUCUGUUGCCAUGGUACAGCGUGUGCAUGCGUUCUUCUCUAUCCCGAUAUUUCUCAUGAGUUGCUUCUCUGUGUUCUGCUUCUUCGGCGGCAAGGAAGUAGGCUACCUGUUCUUCAGUCGUCUCAUAAUCAAUGGUUGGUGGGGUUCCUGGGCAGUGCUUGUGGUGCUAGUGUACUGUGCUAUACAGAAUGCCAUAGAGACUGCACGUUGGCUAGAACAAUGUGCGACCCAUGUUAAAGCCUCCUAGUAGCUGUGACCACGUCAUUGUAAAGAUGUUGUCUGGAACAACGAGAGACCCAUGUGAAAGCUUCCUAGCAGCUUUGUUACCGCAUCAUUGUGAACAUUUGCUUGGAACGAAGAGAGACCCAUGUGAAAGCUUCUUAGCAGCUUUGUUACCGCAUCAUUGUGAACAUGUUGUCUGGAACAAUGAGAGAAAUGUGAAAGCCUCCUAGCAGGUUAUGAGGUCAUGGGCAUUUUAAUUUGUUGCUUUGAACGACAUGAGACUCCUCUCAAAGUGGCUUUUUAAAUCUAACAUCCGAGAAUAUUUUGUACAGCUUGGUUCUCAUGAACUGCAAAGAGAGAUUCACUUAAUUAUGCAAGGAACAGAUUGGCUCCCUAAUCGGAAUUAAGCCAUGUUUUUCCAUUAAGAAAAGUAUUAUCUUUUAGAGGCUGUUUCUGGCAUGCAAGAUAUUGCCUUUUGCUUUCAUCAGAGGAAUGGAACUUCUGACUUUUACAUGUUAAAAACAAUGAGAAAAGUGUCAAUAUCAUUUAAAAUAGACUUGACUGUAGUGCUGUUAGACUUGACUACCAAUGAGAUAGGUGUUGUGCUGUUAGACUUGACUUUGAGCUGUUAGACUUGGCUACAAAUGAGAUUGUGUUGUGCUGUUAGACUUGAGUAGCGAUGAGAUUGUGUUGUGCUGUUAGACUUGAGUAGCGAUGAGAUUGUGUUGUGCUGUUAGACUUGAGUAGCGAUGAGAUUGUGUUGUGCUGUUAGACUUGAGUAGCGAUGAGAUUGUGUUGUGCUGUUAGACUUGGCUACAAAUGAGAUUGUGUUGUGCUGUUAGACUUGAGUAGCGAUGAGAUUGUGUUGUGCUGUUAGACUUGAGUAGCGAUGAGAUUGUGUUGUGCUGUUAGACUUGAGUAGCGAUGAGAUUGUGUUGUGCUGUUAGACUUGGCUACAAAUGAGAUUGUGUUGUGCUGUUAGACUUGAGUAGCGAUGAGAUUGUGUUGUGCUGUUAGACUUGAGUAGCGAUGAGGUUGUGUUGUGCUGUUAGACUUGACUAGCGAUGAGAUUGUGUUGUGCCAUUAGACUUGAGUAGCGAUGAGAUUGUGUUGUGCUGUUAGACUUGACUACCAAUGAGAUAGGUGUUGUGCUGUUAGACUUGGCUACAAAUGAGAUUGUGUUGUGCUGUUAGACUGGACUACCAAUGAGAUUGUGUUGUGCCGUUAGACUGGACUACCAAUGAGAUAGGUGUUGUGCUGUUAGACUUGACUUUGAGCUGUUAGACUUGGCUACAAAUGAGAUUGUGUUGUGCUGUUAGACUUGACUAGCGAUGAGAUUGUGUUGUGCCAUUAGACUUGACUAGCGAUGAGGUUGUGUUGUGCUGUUAGACUUGACUAGCGAUGAGAUUGUGUUGUGCCAUUAGACUUGAGUAGCGAUGAGAUUGUGUUGUGCUGUUAGACUUGACUAGCGAUGAGAUUGUGUUGUGCCAUUAGACUUGAGUAGCGAUGAGAUUGUGUUGUGCUGUUAGACUUGACUAGCGAUGAGAUUGUGUUGUGCCGUUAGACUUGACUAGCGAUGAGGUUGUGUUGUGCCGUUAGACUUGAUUAGUAAUGAGAUUGUGUUGUGCCGUUAGACUUGACUAGCAAUGAGAUUGGUGUUGUGCCGUUAGACUUGACUAGCAAUGAGAUUGGUGUUUUGAUGUUGAACUUGACUAGCAAUGAGAUUGGUGUUGUGCUGUUUGCCAUUCCUUUGUGUUAUAAGAAUUAUCUAUUAUUUGUACAAUUUAUGUGAGGUUCUAACUAACUGAAUAAAAGUCAUCAUUAUAGUUGCCUAAAAUGAAAA
Molecule: messenger RNA, 4093 nt
Organism: Mya arenaria
Lineage: Eukaryota; Metazoa; Mollusca; Bivalvia; Myida; Myidae
Product: protein-cysteine N-palmitoyltransferase HHAT-like protein
Exons: 12
Coding region: 557-2275 (572 amino acids)
Biological process (GO): protein palmitoylation
Cellular component (GO): endoplasmic reticulum
Molecular function (GO): palmitoyltransferase activity
Source: RefSeq, a predicted model, not a curated record